GCCAAGGGCAGCUGGUGAUUGCAGCUUAUUGUGGGGGUGUUUACCCCCACAAUCACACCUGCCCCUUUCCUCGAGGCCACCAAACGGACGCCUCUGCAGUCACCGCCGACUCCGCGCGAUGACAGGACCAUCGGCAGACCCGGUACCCGAGCUCUCGCGCCCUUCCCCUCCACCCUCUCAUCCUAUUGGUGGCGGCCCGCGUAUCGAGCGCGCGACUUGACCCCACCAGCCCCGACCCUCGCUCCCUCUCUCCUCCUUGUCGGCUCGCGGCCGCCUGGGUGACAUAACGAUCGCGCGCACCUCUUUCCCCUCGCGGACGAAGUUCGAGUCCCUUGAUGACGUGACAAUCGGUGCCUCACCCCGCACCCUGACGAGCGCUUUGCUGUCAAUGCAGUGGAAGGAGCUCGGGGCCCCGAUGACGUAGCAUCAUCUCCCACCACCCAACCCGUCGCCCCAGAUUUGAUGACGUGAAGGCUCCCGUGCCGGAGCGCGAGCCCCGGUGCUCCAAGGGCCGAUCCCCCGCCGGUCAGAGCGACGAUGCUGUCGGAGGUGCAACCGUGCCUGCAGCUGCUGCGCAUCGGCACUGCUCCUCAGCCGAGCCCCGAAUCCGGCCCGGCGGCGCCGCGGGAUCUCUACACCUUCCUGCCGGCCGGUCAGCGCUGUACUUUUCGCCUGGGCCGCCAGGCUGACUUGACCGACCUGCGCCUGAGCUCGGGCCGGGCUGACGAACUCAUUUCGCGGGUGCACGCCGAGCUGCAGGCCGAGAGGGGCUCGGCGGGCGACUGGAAGGUGCACAUCGUGGACAGGAGCACUAAUGGUACCUUUGUGAAUGAUGUUCGCAUACCCAAAGGCCAAAGGACAGAGCUUGCAGAUGGAGAUACUGUCACUUUUGGCCACCCAGAUGCUGUGAAUAUCCCAGAAGGUUGUUUGGCAAGUCAGCAGGACUCCGAAUUCUAUUUCCUGUUCCAAAAGGUCAGCGUCCGUCCAGCGGACUUUGAUGCCAUAACGAUCCCCAAGGUUCAGGAGCAAUGUGGAUUCCGACCUGUUUGUUCUACAGACAAGUGCAUCUCUCCCCAAGGGGCCAGGAUACGGAGCUUCACUGAAACUCCAGCUGCUUCCCGAGCAACAUUGAUUCUGAACUCCAUAGGAAGUAUCAGCAAGCUGAAGUCACAACUAUCUGCAUUUCAGACUGUUCGGGGAGGUAGAAGCCAGUGCAAUGAUACGAAGGGAGUUCUUGGAAAGUUUCAGCAGUUCUCUCUGAAUGGCUGCCGUCCCAGUAACAAUGCAGUUGCUGCUCCAGCCCAGAAGAGGCCCGUAACCAAGCAACGGCGGAAGACCGUCCACACUGUUCUUCCUGAUCUGGAGCUCGAGGAGGAAUUACAACGGUUCUCAGUAGAGGUGCAACAAAGUGCCAACAGCCGUCGGCACUGUAAGUCUGAGUCUGACGUUGACCCAGAUCUGUACCGACAGUUGACUCUGGGUGUUCGGGAACUGUCGCCAGAACCAAAGCCGACUUUCAAAAAGCAUAAAUUGGAGCACAACACUCCUGUUCUCCAAAAUUCAAUGGAGAAUACUCACAUCACUCCCACUGGAAAGAAGCGAGGGCGUCCCCGGAAGCAUCCUUUAGGCAGCAUUCCACUUGGUUCAAAAGUUACAUGCAAGGUCUUCACCCAUACACUAUAUGCUGCUGAACAGUGUGCAGCUGAGCAGUGCCAGUUGCCACAGGAAGAUACUGUUGAGUGGGUGCAGUGUGAUGAUUGUGAUGCAUGGUAUCACAUUGCCUGUGUUGGGUGCAACUACAUCGCUAUGAAAGAAGCAUCAGCGGAGUUCCAUUGUGGCUGCACGUAACUGUCACUUUAUAAUCAGUCUUCCGGUUAGGGUUUGCCUAAGCUGGAGAGAAGAUGUUGUGAUCUGAGGAGUCUACUGGCUACUUGUCUAUCAGAUUUGACUGAACUUCAGACUUUAAAAGGCUGCAUAUUCUUCCUUUUAAAUUACUUCAUUUGUGAAGUGCUGGAAGUAUGGCAACUAAUA
Hypanus sabinus (Atlantic stingray) is the source of this 2031-nucleotide messenger RNA. It is a transcript of the gene tcf19l, whose product is annotated as transcription factor 19 (SC1), like. Lineage: Eukaryota; Metazoa; Chordata; Chondrichthyes; Myliobatiformes; Dasyatidae. The record is from RefSeq and is a predicted model, not a curated record. The transcript has 3 exons. The coding region runs from base 538 to 1848 and encodes 436 amino acids. Gene Ontology annotation, biological process: regulation of gene expression. Gene Ontology annotation, cellular component: nucleus. Gene Ontology annotation, molecular function: protein binding.